This is a messenger RNA of Drosophila novamexicana, 5490 nucleotides long. RefSeq names its product AF4/FMR2 family member 4 (gene Efa6). The coding region runs from base 594 to 5102 and encodes 1502 amino acids. The record is from RefSeq and is a predicted model, not a curated record. Lineage: Eukaryota; Metazoa; Arthropoda; Insecta; Diptera; Drosophilidae. Gene Ontology annotation, biological process: regulation of ARF protein signal transduction. Gene Ontology annotation, molecular function: protein binding; phospholipid binding; guanyl-nucleotide exchange factor activity. The transcript has 14 exons.
GUCCGUGGUGUUCGGUUCGCGAGUCGCGCAUCCGCAUCAGCUUUUUUUUUCGAAAAUUAAUUAAUUAAAUUAAUGCAAAAUGCGGCAGCUGAAAAAUUGCGUUAAAAGAAAGCUGCGCUAUAGCCUGGGCAGCAAUUGAAUUGUUAAAUAUGAUCAACAAACUAGCAGUCAAUUUUUAAGUUGUACAUGUGUGUGUGUGUGUGUUUGUGUCUGUGUUUGCGUGCGUGUUUAUGUGUGCGUUUAUGCCUGCGUGUAAGUGAAAUAAAAGCAAUUGUAAAUGAGUGCGCAAAGAAGUUGUGAAGUGGCGGCAGCGACAGCCAAGCCCAAAACUUCAGUCAAGCAUUACGAGAGAGAAGAACGCUACAAAUAUUAAAACAAAGUGCAAAUGACGAGAGCGUCAAACACAUUGGCAAAUUAAAUAAAAGUCAAAGAAGAAAUACCGCAGUAAGCAGCGGUCAGCAGUUCCAGGUGUUCAGCAAAUUGCAGCAGCAGCAACAACAACAACGAAAACAGCAGCAACACACACUCACACCCGCACAGGGAGCGGCAGCAGCAGCAGCAGCAGCAGUGGGCGACAACGUCAGCGUCGCGCAAUGACCGAGGAAUUGAAAGUGGUGCUGCGCCGCAGUCGCAGUGAGCAGCAUUCCGGUUUCGGGUUUUCGCUGCUCGGCACAACUGGACCGCCGCAUGUCAUCUACGACAUUGUUGAGAAUUCGCCGGCCGCCGAUUGUGGUGCGGUCGAAGCGGGCGAUGUUAUAUUGAAGGUCAAUGGCAUCGACGUGCAUCGUCACACUACAAAAGAAGUGCUUAAAUGUUUGCGUCUAUCGGAGAACUUAGUAACCUUGGAACUGAAACGAGAUCCCAAGCUCAAGGCGCGCAUUAAAGAACAGUUGGCUAAUACGCAGAGUCCGCAUUACGUGGACAUUGAAUCUCCCGUCAAUAUCUACGAUUACAGCAGCAGCCCGAACGCUGCCUCUCCCAAGCAUCAGCGCCAGCAUCAGAAGGGCGGAACCACGCCCACUAAUGCUGGUUCGCCAGCAUUGCGUUAUAAGUCGCCCACGCAUUUGCCAUCGUUGCGUCAGAAUUCGCCAACUACAACAGCGAUAACGUCAAUUGCCGCAGCGUCCACUACAACCUCAAUUUACACGCACAGCCGCAAUUCUUCCGCCAGCUCGACCAAGAUUCAAAUGGUGGAAUCCACCACAAUUACAACGAGCAUUAGCAACAGUAACAUUGCCACAUCACCCACUGCAGCUGUCAGCGGCGCUACCUCGCCCACGUUUCGCCCUUCACGCAUUCCACAGGCGCUGAAAGCCGCCGCCCAAAAGCCAGUGCCACAAGUGCAGUCGCCGCAGCAUAAGCGACCGCGCCCCUCCCAAAUACCAACGAAAGCGGCUAACGGCAACAGCUUGCAGCCGCUACAGCACUCGAACAGUUACAGCGGGAGUCCAGCUGUUUCCCGGCAACGCCACACGGAACGCGAGCCAGAGCAGGAACCGAACUCGGCACCGCCGCAGCCGGCAAAGGCGCCACGCUUUGAGGCUUAUAUGAUGACCGGUGAUUUAAUAUUGAAUCUAUCAAGAACUCCCCAAUCCAGCAAUUUGCUAACGGCUCAAGCCAAGAAGGUGGACAGUCUGCGGGAUUUUCCGAAACGCAAUCUGGCGAAUGCGCGUGCCAAUGGCGCCUUAGCACCGCGUGCCUCCGGCGAGUCUUCGCCCACAUCUUCUUCAUCGGUGGAUUCGCCAACUAAUACGGCUAGCUCGGAUUCCAAUAAACGUGAGGCAAGGCUUCAACGUGGCCAGCAGCAACAGCAGCAGCAACAACAACAGCAGCAGCAGCAACAGGAACGCGACAGCAUCAACAACAGCUACAAUCGUCGGGAUUCGCUGACCAAUGACACUUUGUUAAUGUGCGAGGAGCUGGAGCGCGAUGAGGAUGCCACUACGGACUAUGGGGACAAUAAGCGCCAGCAGCAACGUCAGCAGCAACAGCAACAACAACAGCGCUAUCGACAGCAGCAGCAUCAGCAGCAACAACAACAACAACAACAGCGCUAUGAGUACUACCAAAACGAAGAUGAGCUGGAGGCGGAUCAGGAUGAACGCGAAGAAGAUCAAACACAUUACGACAUCACAAACAUCGAAACGUACCAGAGUGGUUUGGGUCGCGGUGACGAGGACGACAGCGAUCGCCAGUGUUUGGUUGAUGAAGACGAUGAUGAUGACUAUGAUGAGGAGGACAACGAUGCCGGCGAUGAGGAAUACUCUACAAAUUCACUUGGCUCCGGUUCCGGUUCAACCAAGCAGCGUAUGCGUAUGCUUAAACAGCGUAGCGUGAUGCGGCAACAACAGCAACAGCGGAAUCGCGAUGCCGUUGAUUGUGCUGCACGUGUGACCGCUGGCUAUUCCGCGUCCACAUCCAACUCAUCUGGCACGGUUAAAAGCGAGGCGGUUUUGGGCCUGGGUCAGGAUGAGACCUCCUUCUCAGUGCCAACAUCGCCAAUUUCGUUGUCGACGCCUCUAAUUGAUAAGGAGACGGCCAGCUCGGUGCCCACCAGCCCGGAGCCCAGCUCACUGGCGGCCGAGUCAAGUAAUGCUGCCGCUGGCGUUGGGGCCGUUGUGGUGCGUCGCCACAAUGGUCACGUGGUGCGCAAGUGUGACGCUGCAGGCUUUCGCACCAGCAAGUCUGAAGAUCAUCUGCAGCAGGUACAGCGCGAGGGCAUUGCGGCUGUGAUACCCAUUGAUAUUGAUGAGGAUGUGAAUAGCUCAUUGAAUACGCUGCUGGAUACGCGUCACGAUUCAGAAGAUUCGCAGGCAUCGAAUCGCGAUCGCAUCGUUUGGACUUACAAUGCGCCACUGCAGCCGCAUCAGUUGCAGCAGUUGCAGCAGCAGCAACAGCAGCAACAGCAACAACAGCAGCAGCAGCAACAACAGCAGCAGCAGCAAUACUACGGUCAGCAAUCGCAUUCAAAUUCACAUUCAAGCUCCAUUAGCUCAUCGCCACAGCAUUCGGCAGCCGGCAGUCCGGCGUCGCCCACGUCGGUGUCCUCGUCCGUUAUGUCCUCGUCAGGCUCGAAAAGCGCACAGCAGCAGCUACAGCAAAAUCAGCUACAGCAACAGCAGCAGCGGGAACAGCCAACUGUUUUUGUGCCGGGUCUGUUGGGCUGCCCUAAUGGUGGUGGUGCUAAUGGUGCUAAUGGUGGUGGUGGUGGUGGUGGUUUUGGCAACGAUCAGAGCGUCUCAGAGGCCAUAUCAAAUAUCUCUAGUCCCGACUAUCAAGACGACGAUAACUUAUUGAGUUCUCGCGAUAUUUUAGGCGGCAUGGUACUUAGCGAUCCCAGCGACUCUGACUCCACCAUACUCGUCUCGGAUGCGGCAGCCCAGCAGCGCCAACAACAGCAGCAGCUGAAGCAACAGUUGCGCGCCCAGCAACAGCAGCGGGAACGUGAUCGAGAUCCUUCCGAGCACAAGCUGGUCAUUCAGGUGCGCGGCAUGGAUAAUAGCAACACCAGCAAUGCAACACGAUCUGAAGAGGAUGGCACCACACUAACAGAGGAGCCGCUUACAGCGAUUGGGGCGCGUGAUGGAUCGCCGCCCGUUUCGGAUGAUGGCAGCGAUGUUGAGUCACUGCACUCGUAUCACUACUCGCCCAAAGCCGUGGAUAUGCCCUCGGCCAUACGCCUGGCCAAAAGACUGUACUGUCUCGAUGGUUUCAAGAAGAGCGACGUGUCGCGGCAUCUUAGCAAAAACAACGACUUUAGCCGCGCUGUAGCUGAUGAGUAUUUAAAGCAUUUUAAUUUUGAAAAGAAAUCUUUGGAUCUGGCGCUGCGUGAAUUUCUGCAGCAAUUCUCGCUAUCUGGCGAGACACAGGAGCGUGAACGCGUGCUGGUACAUUUCUCGAAGCGUUUCCUGGACUGCAAUCCCGGCACAUUUAACUCACAGGACGCAGUGCACACUCUAACAUGCGCCAUUAUGCUGCUCAACACAGAUCUACAUGGUCAAAACAUGAAUCGCAAGAUGAGCUGUGCCGAAUUCGUUGACAAUUUGGCCGAUCUCAACGAUGGCGAAAACUUUCCGAAGGAUGUGCUCAAGUAUUUGUAUCAGGCCAUCAAAACCAAGCCACUGGAAUGGGCUCUCGAUGAAGAAACCGGGGAGCAGCAGCAACAGCAGCGCGCCAAUAACAGUACCGCACUGACUGGCGUUAGUCAGAAUCCUUUCCUGGAUGCACCUGAAUCGGCCACGGCGGUGGAGUACAAAAAGGGCUAUGUGAUGCGCAAGUGCUGCUACGAUACUAGUUUCAAGAAGACACCGUUUGGCAAACGCUCUUGGAAAAUGUUUUUUAUAACGCUGCGCGAUCUUGUUUUAUAUCUGCACAAGGACGAGCACGGCUUUCGUAAAAGUCAAAUGUCCGACAAUUUGCAUAAUGCGAUACGCAUACAUCACGCACUGGCCACCAUGGCCAACGACUACACUAAGAAGCAACAUGUGUUCCGGCUGCAAACAGCCGAUCAGGCCGAGUAUCUAUUUCAGACCAGCGACUCCAAGGAGCUGCACUCCUGGGUAGAGACCAUCAACUAUGUGUGCGCAGCGUUUUCGGCGCCACCUCUAGAAGGCGGUGUGGGUAGUCAAAAGCGUUUCCAGCGUCCGCUGUUGCCCAGUGCACAAACAAAACUGUUAAUGAAGGAGCAGCUUGACUCGCAUGAGUUACAAGUUACCCAAUUAAAGCAUGAACUGAAGGAGCAUCAAAAGACGCCUGUGCCCAGCAAAGGUUUGCCGCUGCAGAAUCACAAGGAGAAGGAGGCGUACUUGCAAUAUGAGCUCCGUCGCUACGAGGCUUAUGUAAACAUUUUAACCGCCAAACUGCUCACCGAUCAGCAGCCAUUGGAGCUGCAAUGUCAGCAGGCAGCCCCGCCAACGCUUGAGGAGGACGCGGACACAUUCCCUGUGGGCACAGGCAGCAUGCCCACAACGCCGCAAAGUAUUAAUACUCAUCAGCAGCAGCAGCCACAGCCGUCAACCAACAGCAGCAUAUACCCUGUUCUGUUGCGUUAUUUUUCAUAUCAAGCAAGCAAAAUGGCAAAAACCAAAAAGAAGAAUUCUUAAAUUUUUACAGAUGGUUCGAUGGCACCUGCUGUUGUCUGGCGCCCUGGCGGCAAUUGCUCUCCUAUUUCAAAAGCUAAAUAUAAGAAUGCAAUUUUUGUCACAUUUUUCGAUUAGUGAAGCCACAAAAACAACAACAAACCCCUCCACAACAGUAAUCACAAGCAACAAUUGCACAUUGGAGCCAACAACAACAACAACAAGAACAACAAUAAAACAACACCAGCAACAAACUGCAAGAACAAGCAAUCUAUAGAGAAUCAGUCCUUAAAAAUGGCUCGCCCCAAAUGUGAGCAAGUCAAAUGCAAAAUUUCAAUGUUUUAACGUUAUUGUAAACUGUCCAGUUUGUAUAGUUUGGCUGUAUUUAUACAUAUAUAUAUAUAUAUUCUGA